Lottia gigantea (owl limpet) is the source of this 513-nucleotide messenger RNA. RefSeq lists its product as hypothetical. NCBI's taxonomy places the organism in Eukaryota, Metazoa, Mollusca, Gastropoda, Lottiidae. The coding region runs from base 1 to 513 and encodes 170 amino acids. The record is from RefSeq and is a predicted model, not a curated record. The transcript is spliced from 4 exons.
AUGGCGAUCAAAAUCAUGUGUAUUAUCAGUCUGUUGGUUGGACUAUCUUUAGCUUGCAAUGAUCUAAGAAUCAGAGAUUGGGAUUUAAAUGAUAUAGGACAUGUUCAUGAAAUCGAACAAGGUGAUUUGGUAGCACUUAUAUGUGACGGUACGUGUCAAGGCCCUGGAUUCACACCAUCGUUAAAAUGGCUGCGACCUGGUGGAAGAAAGGUAACAAGCUUUCCUGGAAGAUUGAUGUCAGUGUAUCAAGAAAGUAGAAGACAGAUUAAACUUUAUCUACAAGAUUUCCAAAUGUCUGAUGCAGGUAUUUACACAUGUCGUGGAUGGAUUAAUGGACAAUGGAGAACUCAAUCGGUUCAUCUUAAAAUACCAGAUGAUAUUUCUACUUCAGCACCGCUACCAACAACAGAUGUUUACAUGAGUAUAAUUACACCGAACGUGCAACUUCCGGCUUCGGAUGAGUUUAACAGUGAGGUCCAAUCUCUUUCCUUGUCAGAUGAUAUGGUCGUUUAG